AUGCAACGCCUUCACGCAUCUGCCCGGCUUCCCAAAGCCCCUCGUAUCCCUAACUUCGUGUGGUGCGCAAUCUUUACAGCAAUUGGAGGCUUCGUGUUUGGAUUCGACACUGGGAGUAUCGGCUCAAUCACUACGAUGCCCCAGUUCGUCUCCCGCUUCUCGAAGUCCGGCGUCUUGUCGGCGACGAUCCAGGGCCUCAUUGUUUCAAUCAUCCUCAUCACAGCUUCCAUGGCUUCCCUCGUCUCUGGACCUCUCUCAGAUCGCAUUUCCCGGACGAGGACCAUCUCUCUCGGGGCAAUCAUAUUUGCAGGUGGCAGCGCUAUUUCAUGCGCUUCACGAACUCUAGCUAUGUUGUUCGUCGGGAGAUGUUUGGCCGGCAUCGGUGAAGGCCUGUUUCUAUCGGCAGUCACGGUGUACGCAGUAGAGAUCGCGCCAGCGUCCGCUAGAGGUAGGCUCGGCUCGAUGGUGCAACUUCUGUGCACGAUGGGUAUCGCGUCCGGGUACUUCAUAUGUUAUGGCACUGUCCGAAUUCCUACCUCUCUGUCUUGGAGAUUUCCCUUCGGAUUGCAGGCAGUUGUUUCUACUGCAUUAGCAGUGGGAUCCCCCUUCCUACCGCAUUCACCGCGCUGGCUUCGUCAUGUGGGUCGAGCGGCCGACGCGGAUGCGGCCUGGGCGACAUUGGGCGUUGGGUCCGCUGAUGCUCAGAAGACGGAAGAGAAUGCAAGCAGAGAUGCAACGCAGCGAUUGAGCUGGUGGCUAGAAGCGCAACAGCUGUGGAAGGAGGGUGUGAGAGCGAGAACUGCUCUGGGUGUCUUCCUAAUGGGAAUGCAGCAGGCCUCAGGAAUCGACGGUGUCCUCUAUUAUGCUCCGGUCCUAUUCGCGCAAGCUGGUCUAUCGGCCUCGACGGCGUCGUUCGUGGCAUCAGGGGUUUCCGGUUUGAUCAACGUCAUCUGUACAAUUAUCGUUCAAAUCUUCGCCGAUGACUGGGGACGCAGGCCUUCCAUGAUCUUUGGCGGGGCCGUCAUCGGAUUAUCCAUGGUCUCAAUUGGUUCUCUUUAUGCUUCGCAGGCUUCGGACACACCAGCUGGGCGUUGGGCGAUUAUCGUGUUGAUCUACAUAUUCGUUGUCGGGUUCUGCGCUAGCUGGGCCAUCGUAACUCGUAUCAUCUGUAGCGAAAUACAGCCAAUGCGAACCAGGGCUGCUGCGACUAGCCUUGGGCAAUGUGCCAACUGGGUAGUGAACUGGAUCAUAGCGUUUACAACGCCAAUGUUCCUUGCGCGCACGUCUUCGGGCCCCUACUUUCUAUUUGGCAGCUGCUCCCUGGUCACCACGCUCGUUUGUUUGGCCUUCCAGCCCGAGACAAGAGGCGCCACACUCGAGGAGGUCGACAAAGCAUUCGAGGUAGCGCCUUGGAAAGCUGCGCUCAAACGGCGACGGGAGCGUUCUUCCAGUCCGGCGCCGGGCAUUGUCGAGGAAUACGAACUUUCUCCUCGCUCGCGCCCUCAGACCAUCAUGCCGGGGCACGAUAUCGAUGAAAACGUCGAAGAAAUGGACGUGAUUCGCCUUCCAGAGGUUAGCUUUGGCGGACCUUGGCAUUGGGUGCGUUGA
This is a messenger RNA of Rhodofomes roseus, 1608 nucleotides long. RefSeq names its product general substrate transporter. The transcript has 6 exons. Gene Ontology annotation, molecular function: carbohydrate:proton symporter activity. NCBI's taxonomy places the organism in Eukaryota, Fungi, Basidiomycota, Agaricomycetes, Polyporales, Fomitopsidaceae. Bases 1 to 1608 code for a protein of 535 amino acids. Gene Ontology annotation, cellular component: membrane. Gene Ontology annotation, biological process: carbohydrate transport; transmembrane transport. The record is from RefSeq and is a predicted model, not a curated record.